UUCAUUAAUUCAUUCAAAUUGAUCCGAUUAAUCCUUUUUGAUUUGAAUUGCAACGAAUCAAUUAAUCAAAGUGAUUAGUGUAAUGGAAAACCAUUCAUUCUACUUUCAUGAUGAUCAUCAUCGUCAACAUGAUGUUGAUGUCCAAUCAACAUUCAAAAACGAAAUGCGAAAACAACUUGUUUUCAUUACCAAUCCAAUGGAAAAAUGUAGCAAUAAUAAUAAUGUGGAUGAAAGCAAAUUGACCGACUAUAGUCAUCAUGAAAUGUUUGCUCAAUUUACCAAUGAUAAUAAUAAUAGCAAUAAUGACCAUAAUCCAAUGAAUAUUCAUCAUAAUAAUCUCAAGUUGAGAAAAGAUACGACCAUCGUUGAUCAUCAUCGCUACAAUCGAUAUAGUAUCGAUGAAAUACUUGGUCUCAAAUCAUCAUCAUCAUCGUCGUCGAAAGCAAAAUUUAUCACGACCAAACAACAUUGUAACCACUACAAUUAUCAUUUAAAUAAUAACGGUAAUGGUCAUCAGAACAAUAUUAGCCGUUUGGAUAAUAAUAACGGUAACGGCAUUGUCAAUCAAACAGAUUCCGAUCAUGAUGAUGAUGAUGACGUUGAUGUAGAAUUUGGUCCGAGAAACGGACUGUCCGAUGAUGAGGGGGAUGAUGGUAAUGAAUCAAUGUUGAGCAAUCCAGAUUCGAAUGGAACUCACGGAACGAGCAGUAACAGCAAUAAUAAUAACAAGAAAAAACAUCGCCGUAAUCGUACAACAUUUACCACAUAUCAACUGCACGAAUUGGAACGUGCAUUUGAAAAAUCGCAUUAUCCGGAUGUUUAUAGCCGAGAAGAAUUGGCGAUGAAAGUAAACCUACCCGAAGUGAGAGUCCAGGUUUGGUUUCAAAACCGAAGAGCCAAAUGGAGACGACAGGAAAAAUUGGAUGAUCAUAGUUCCUAUCGAAAUCUUGAUCUAAGUCCAACCACCACCGCCACCACUAUUGCAACUUGUGGAUUAUCAUCAUCAUCGUUGUCGCCACCGUUACAGCAAUUAGCACCACCACCAUCUCGGUCUUUAUCAUCAUCAUCUGGUCGUUUGCCAAUCGUUUCGAUUUCGAAAGCAGCAGCAGCUUCUUCGCCGUUUAAUCCAAAUCAUUUCCUGAUGGGUCCCAAUAUUGGAGUGCCAUCUUCACCAUUACUAACAAGCUCACCGUUUGCAACCAGUUUGGAUUCUUGGUUGGCUGCUGCAGCAGCGAUUGGAUUGACAUCAUCAACGACCACGACUGCAGCACAACAAUCUACCACCACCACCACCACCUCAUCAUCAUCCUCAUCAUGUCAUGGUGAUCCAUUUUCUCAAAUGAUGUUUAGUUCAUCACCAUCAUUCUAUGUAAAUUACUCUAAUUACAUAACGCCGCCGCAUCCUCCUGGAUUCGAUCAGCAACAACAAUCAUCGGCCAAAUCCAGUUUGAUGAUACCUCUAUUGUCGGAUCCCGAAUUGGCCAAAUCCAAAUGUAAAGGGAUGGACGGCUCCGAUGAUGACGAUCAAAGCCCGAGCAAUAAGAAAUUGCUGAACAGCCCUUCAACUAGUCCGUUAAAUUUAUCCAUUUCGAAUGAAUGUGAUUCGAAAAUCGAUCAACAAACAUGCCAAUAUUCACAAGCAUCAUCAUCAUUAUUAAUGUCAAUCAAAAGUGAAAAAAGAAUGAUUAAUCAAAUGAAAUCGGAAUAAAUCUAAUUUGAA
Messenger RNA from Dermatophagoides pteronyssinus (European house dust mite), 1720 nucleotides. RefSeq lists its product as uncharacterized. Lineage: Eukaryota; Metazoa; Arthropoda; Arachnida; Sarcoptiformes; Pyroglyphidae. The record is from RefSeq and is a predicted model, not a curated record. Gene Ontology annotation, molecular function: RNA polymerase II cis-regulatory region sequence-specific DNA binding; DNA-binding transcription factor activity, RNA polymerase II-specific. Gene Ontology annotation, biological process: positive regulation of transcription by RNA polymerase II.